Drosophila miranda is the source of this 968-nucleotide messenger RNA. RefSeq lists its product as uncharacterized. The record is from RefSeq and is a predicted model, not a curated record. The coding region runs from base 238 to 903 and encodes 221 amino acids. The transcript is spliced from 2 exons. NCBI's taxonomy places the organism in Eukaryota, Metazoa, Arthropoda, Insecta, Diptera, Drosophilidae.
CUGUGCUAGAGACUAAUUCCAUUUGGCUGUGGCUCGGCCGGCAAUGGGCUGAAUUUUGGCCCGAAAUCAACGCAAUAGAUUGGCCAUCGCUGCCAUGGCCUAAUGAGCAUUAGUCAUUAUCAUAAUUUCCCUUCCCCCACCACCCAUAACUGUUUCCUCGACAAUAGUUAUCUAUUGGUCGAUAGAGAAUCGAGUCGGCUUUAAAUCAAUUUUCGGAACCCACCUCCAGCCUCUUAAAUGCGCAAUAACCAAAUUGCUGGCCUCAAUUUUGGGUGGGAUUAUUUUAAACGUGUCUGGCGUUUGAGUCUGGAACUUUUGGACUUUGGGUUCAGUCAGCAUUUGACGAAAAUAUCGAAAAGAUCAAUGAAAUUUCACUCCUCCGGACGUUUCGGGCUCUUGGUGGGGUUGUUGUUGGCUGCGACGGAGGUGAUGGGGAAAAUAAAUAUGAUAGACAGCGUGUGCAGCGACUUCAAUCGGAGCUACCUCUCCAACGUGUCGUUGGUGGUGAGGAAUUCCAGGGUAUAUUUCGAUACAUUCCUGCUGCGCGGCCUGGACACGGGCGUGACAAUGGACCUGGAGUUCCGCAUAGGCGUCCCCAAGUCCAGGGAAUACAAGAGGAUCUUCCAGUACUCGCUGGACAUGUGCAGCAUACUGGCCCUGAAGAAGAGAAGCAUGUUCAAGCGCUGGUUUUCCACCUUCUUCGAGGCCGGCAACUUCCCGCGCUACUGCCCCGUGCAUCCGAACCACUACUUCCUGAAGGACUACAACUACAACACGCUCUUCAUUCCCACGUUUCUGUACGCGGGCCAGUACAAGGUGACGUUCAACAUGACCCAGUACAGGGACAAGCGAAAGACUAGGGACUUUGUGGUGGCCUGCGCCUUCUACGCGGAAAUAAAGUAGCCGACCUGUGACUCCAGUUUCAUUAACCAGCUCUGUGGCCUUCAAUUAUAAUCAAUUUAGUCUGG